AUGAGCUUUACGUCAUCAACGGUAUUUUUUAUUCCUUUACUAGUAAUAUGGAUUUCUAUAAGUGUGGAUGCGCGGGAGGAUCAAAUUGGUGAUCUGCAUCGAUAUCACCGGCAUCGUAUUCGAUCGACGUUUCAACAUCGAAGGCAGCCAGUAUGUGUCCAUGGGAAGCCUGUCGAUGGCGAAUGUGAAUGUGAACAGGACUAUACUGGACGACAUUGUGAAAAACAAAAACACUGCGCUUCAUUUCGACGAUUUCGAAAUGGCUCAUGUCCGACAUGCUCACCAGGAUAUUACGGCGAGUUCUGCGAGGAGAUCCAUUGCGUUCAUGGAGAGCCGAGCGAUCUUGAAACGAAAUGCGAAUGUGAAGAACCGUACUCGGGCACAUUUUGUGAUGAGUUGAGUACGAAGCAAGUUUACAGCUAUUACAAUCGACGGGUGAAGCGAGUAGGAGAAAUGUUGGGUGAUCAGAACAUAGCCGUCAACAAAACAGUUCUGCAACAUCUUCUGAUGGAGUUGAUUGGUUAA
Molecule: messenger RNA, 525 nt
Organism: Haemonchus placei
Lineage: Eukaryota; Metazoa; Nematoda; Chromadorea; Rhabditida; Trichostrongylidae
Source: the annotation of a GenBank genome assembly